GCGCGGCGGCUCGUGGCGCGGUGGCGCGGCUUAGCGGCCGGCUCCGUCCCCCCCCCCCCCGCUGUCGCCCAGGCCGCAGUCGGACAGAGCAGCCCCUGCGGACGACACUGGGCUGACGGCGCGACGAGUGAGCCUCUCGCGGAACGCCUCUCGGCGCGUCUCCGUGAGCUGCAGAGCCAGAAAUCGACCGCUGCCGCUGCUGCCCGAUUCACGGAUUGUCACCGCGGGCUUUAUCGUUGGUAGUUAUAGCGCUUGUGGAUUGCGAGUGUAAGUGGCAUGCGCGGAUUUCUGAGUACCGAGUGUGGAGUGCCGACGACUAAUCUCUGGGUCCCGAUUGCUGAGUGCCAAGCACCGAGUGCUGAGUGCCACACCCGGAGCAGAUAGCUUGGUGGGUACUGGGUGCGAUAUCCGUGCCAGACUGCUUUGCUCAGUGACGCGAGGUGUACCACCUCCAGUGACCCAUCUCGCGCGGACCAACGACAGACGGCCGGGCGGCUGCUGAGGUCAGGCUCACAGCCGGACAGUCAGCGUUCCGGGCCGCGCCCGCCCACCGCCGCUCCCCGGCUUACUCUUCCCGGGACGUACCGGAGGCUCAUCGCGAGUUCUGGCCGCCGGGACCAGUUCUAACCGCUGUACUGGCCAGUUGAUCGCUCAGUCACCGCUCUCAGUAUUAUCCAGCGUUCUUUGUUGAGGGAAGCACUGUUUUGACUCGUUCAUUCACUCUGGUUGUGACGUUGGUGAUAUAAUUUGUGAUGCGCGACGUGCAAGUGAAGUGAAGUUACGAAGUGACGUUAAGUGACGUGAUGAGUGUUCUCCAGUCCGCGCCGUCACCCGUCAGAGGAAAAGUCGUCAUACCUAGCGUGGUGAUCUCGGAAGCUGACAGCGGUCAGCCAUGUCUCGGCUGUCAGGAGAAGUGUUCCGGCUUCAACCCGCACCCCUGGAGGAAAAUUUGCGCCAACUGUAAAUGUGACCGGGAGAGUCACGACCUGUGCCAGGAGGACUGGGUGAACGUCAGAGACCGGCUCGGCUUCACAGGCGUGCUGGAGCCCGACAAGCGGGUGUCCAAGGACAGGGCGUUCCAGCAGGGCUACUCCUGGGUACCGCCCGGACUCAGUCGAGAAAAGAUCGAGGAGUAUAUGAGCCAGCUGCCGAACCACAAGGUACCGCGGCUGGGAACCACAGGCGAGAAGUACCGAGAGCGGAACCUGGUUCACCAGCUGCCCGCGCAGGACCUGGCGCUCACACACUGCCGGCACGUGGCGCCCGAGCAGCAGCGAGCGUUCCGCGACUUCGUCCAGGCGCGAAAUGACAUCGCGCUGGACGUCGGCUUCGUCCGAGAACUCAACCAUUCCUCCGAGUGCCGCAAGUGCCAGGGUGUGAUACGACACGGCGAGCUGGCCGUGAUAGCUCCUCGCUUCGGUGAUGUAACGUGGCACCCUGCGUGUUUCGUGUGUCACACGUGUGACCAGCUCCUGGUGGACCUCACCUACUGUGUCUAUGACGAGGAGAUCUACUGCGAGAGGCACUACGCCCAGCAGCUGAAGCCCCGCUGCGCCGCCUGUGAUGAGUUGAUUUUCAGUGGCGAGUACACCAAGGCGAUGAACAAGGACUGGCACAGCGGCCACUUCAGCUGCUGGCAGUGUGACGAGUCGCUCACCGGCCAGCGGUACGUGCUGCGCGACGACCACCCCUACUGCAUCAAAUGCUACGAGAACGUGUUCGCCAACACCUGCGACGAGUGCAACCGGCUCAUCGGUAUUGACUCCAAGGACCUGAGCUACAAGGACAAGCACUGGCAUGAGGCGUGUUUCCUGUGCAACAAGUGCCGUAUGUCGCUGGUGGACAAGCAGUUCGGCUCCAAGGCGGACAACAUCUACUGCGGCCCCUGCUACGAUGCCCAGUUCGCCACGCGCUGCGACGGAUGCGGCGAGAUCUUCCGUGCAGGCACGAAGAAGAUGGAGUACAAGACGCGCCAGUGGCACGAGAAGUGUUUCGCGUGCUGCGUGUGCCAGACGCCGAUUGGCACCAAGUCGUUCAUCCCUCGCGAGCAGGAGAUCUACUGCACGGGCUGCUACGAGGAGAAGUUCGCCACCCGUUGCAUCAAGUGCGACAAGAUCAUCACCACUGGCGGUGUGACCUACAAGCAGCAGCCGUGGCACCGUGAGUGCUUCACCUGCACCAACUGCAACACCAGCCUGGCCGGCCAGCGAUUCACCAGUCGUGACGAGAAGCCCUACUGCGCCGACUGCUUCGGCGAGCUGUUUGCCAAGCGGUGCACCGCCUGCUCCAAGCCCAUCACCGGUAUUGGUGGCACCCGGUUCAUCUCGUUCGAGGACCGGCACUGGCACAACGACUGCUUCAUCUGCGCCAGCUGCAGCAAUUCGCUGGUCGGAAAGGGCUUCAUCACCGACGGCUCGGAUAUCCUCUGCCCCGAGUGCGCCAAGCAGCGGCUAAUGUGAGCUGCUGACACCUGGCGGGCGCGGCCAGAAGCUGAAGUUGCGCCGACGGGCGCGUGGGGGCUGAGGUGUGCCGAGCCGGGCCGAGCGCUGAUGGAGGCUCGGAAAGUGUGACACUUCUAUCUUUCUCUAUUUUGUGUUGGUAGACAUUUGCGCGAGUGAGUGGUGCGCGGAGUGAGUGGUUAGGCGUGCAAUAUCAUGAAUUUUAUACAUGGGUGCUAGGACGUGACACGAAGAGACACACGGUGAGCGGGCGUGCUGUGGCGGGCCACCCGGCCCUGCCCGCGCCGCCCACCGCUGCACACGGCACACACUAGUCACAGCACACACCCCACUGACGCCGCACACAGACAGACACACGGAGCACAGACAGAGUGUCACGUCCCGGCCGAGCGCGCCGGCCGGUCGACAGGAGAGAGUCCGAGAGCGCGCGCGAGAGGGAGGGAGAAGAGUGGCGCGCAGAGCGCUGACCGAGCGGACGACGAGUGAGAGAGAGUGGAGCGCAGCGGUCCGCCAGACGGCGGGCAGAGCCGCGCCAGCCACCGAUUGACUAACCCGUCUCCAUUAACCCGUAGUCGGGCCGGUGGGGGCGGCGGCGUCCUCGUAGUGGGAGCGCCCGCCCCCGCCGCCGUCCCGUCGCCCGUCGCCGCCGCCGCUGCCGCCGACACGGCAGCGGAGAGCGCGCGCGUGCGUGAUAUAUGCUGAACCUGCUAGUCGGCUGUCGCUUGACUCGAUUGCGUUUUACCCGUAGGGAUCAUGAUGAUUUGAGAUGUUGUAUUUAUUUCCUGCGCGUGCCGCCUCCGAGGGCGAGUGUUACAGGCCUGUAUAUAGAAGAACGAGCGCUGCGGCGGCACGCGAGACAUGCCUUACAGCCUGGACUCGGGGCCUUACUGUCUCAAGGCUACUGGCGUAUGGGUCAGAAAGAACAGUAUAUAUUUCCUUCCACCGUAACAAGGCCUUCCUUUCCACCCAUACAUGUAACUUCAGUUGACCCGAGCGUACACAGUAACCUAUCAGUCUGCUGGCCGGGCUGCGCGGAUCUUCCGGGACCCCUCUGGAAGGCCAGGGGGGCAGUGGCCCCUCCGGCCACCGAGGCGUCUCCGGGGGACCCCGGCUCCACCUGCAGAGUUCCAAAUUCGAGCCAGUAUCCGCCUUUAGAUUAUUUCCCAAGUUUUUUGUUCCUUUGUCCCCUCGAGGAGUGUUGUUCUAUCGACUCCCUGCCGUCCUGUUCAAGAGUUCUCCUCGAAUGUCAUGUGGGUAGUUAUUUUUAUUUUUGAACUUUCACCAUCUUUUAUGUAUGUUGGCUGUUGUUAAUAUUUCGCUUGUGGAAGGAAAUAAACGCUUGAUUAACCAUU
Molecule: messenger RNA, 3811 nt
Organism: Amphibalanus amphitrite
Lineage: Eukaryota; Metazoa; Arthropoda; Thecostraca; Balanomorpha; Balanidae
Product: four and a half LIM domains protein 2-like
Exons: 12
Coding region: 804-2459 (551 amino acids)
Cellular component (GO): nucleus; Z disc
Molecular function (GO): transcription coregulator activity; zinc ion binding
Source: RefSeq, a predicted model, not a curated record